This is a messenger RNA of Staurois parvus, 303 nucleotides long. The record is from the annotation of a GenBank genome assembly. NCBI's taxonomy places the organism in Eukaryota, Metazoa, Chordata, Amphibia, Anura, Ranidae.
UGCACUUUCCUCACGCUGUCAGAUCGUGAGGAAAGUACUGCCGAGAACCGGCAGUUGUCAGAGCGGGGAUCGGCACCGAUCAUCAGGGCACUGAUGAUCAGUGCCCUGCUGUGCCCAGCAGUGCACCCACCUGUGCCACUCUGCAGUGCCACCUACCUGUGCCCAGAAGUGCCACCUACCUGUGCCCAGCAGUGCCACCCACCUGUGCCCACCAGUGCCACCAGUGCCACCCACCUGUGCCCACCCACCAGUGCUGCCCACCAGUGCCACCCACCAGUGCAGCCCAGCAGUGCUGCCAGUCAG